AUGGCGCUGGAUACGAAGGAUGUGCGACCAGAUCCCACGUCUGAUCUCCAUUGGUCGAAUUAUCGAGGAGCCAUCCAUGAAAUAUUUGCAGCCAGCGCAGGGAAGCAUCCCGAUCGCUCUUGCGUAGUCGAAACGGCGUCUUCGACCUCUCCAAAACGCGAAUUUACCUACAAGUCCAUCAACGAGUCGUCGAACAUUGUUGCUCACCACCUGGUCAGCAAUGGCAUCCAACGUGGCGAAGUCGUCAUGGUCUACGCCCACCGUGGCGUGGAUCUUGUCGUUGCCGUCAUGGGUGUUCUGAAGGCUGGCGCUACAUUCAGCGUGAUCGACCCAGCUUACCCUCCAGACCGUCAGAUCAUCUACCUGGAGGUCGCUCAACCACGAGCGUUGAUUAACAUCGACAAAGCCAUCAGAGACGCUGGGCCAUUGCACGAGACGGUCAGAGCGUUCAUCAACGAGAAGCUCCAGUUGCGGACCGAGGUACCAGCACUGAAGUUGCAAGACGAUGGCUCUGUCCUUGGAGGCUCUUUGAGCGGAGGGGCAGACUGCCUUGAACCUGAAGUCGCCAAGAAGGAGAACUUGCCAGGCGUUUUGGUAGGACCGGACAGCGUACCCACUCUAUCAUUCACAUCAGGAUCCGAAGGUCGACCAAAGGGUGUGCAAGGGCGUCACUUUUCUUUGGCCUACUACUUCCCCUGGAUGUCAGAGCGAUUCAACCUGACUGACAAGGAGCGCUUUUCCAUGCUGAGCGGCAUAGCCCACGACCCCAUUCAAAGAGACAUCUUCACUCCUCUUUUCCUUGGCGCCAGCCUCAUUGUGCCUCCGGCCGAGGACAUCACGUUCGACAGACUGGCGAAGUGGGCCAGUGACAAUGCCAUCUCCGUCACACAUCUCACCCCAGCCAUGGGUCAAAUUCUGCUUGGAAGUACAGAACCUAAAGUCGAGAGUCUCCACGCAGCUUUCUUCGUUGGAGACGUUCUGUUGAAGCGUGAUUGUCGACGGUUACAACAACUUGCCCCGAACUGCAGGAUCAAGAAUAUGUACGGCACCACUGAGACCCAGCGAGCUGUUAGCUAUUACGAAAUCCCGUCUCUCAAUGAGGACGCCGGCUACCUUGACAAAAUGGGCGACGUAAUCCCCGCUGGCAUGGGCAUGAUCGACGUGCAGCUUCUGGUCGUGGAUAGAGAGAACGUCCAAAGGCAGUGUGAAGUUGGAGAAAUUGGUGAAAUCUAUGUCCGAGCUGGUGGACUGGCAGAGGGAUACCUUGGCGAUCCAGAGAAGAAUGCUGAUAAGUUUAAGUGGAACUGGUUCGUGGACAACCAGAAAUGGGUCUACGAAGACAACAAGCGAGUGGCUGCGGCUGGCACAAAAGAGGCCUGGAGGGAACAGUUCAAAGGACCACGAGACCGCAUGUACCGGUCUGGAGAUCUUGGCAGAUACAUGCCAGACGGCAACGUCGAAUGUGUCGGCCGUGCCGAUGAUCAAGUCAAGAUUCGCGGCUUCCGAAUCGAGCUCGGCGAAAUCGACACUCACUUGAGCCAGCAUCCACUCAUCCGCGAGAACGUGACUUUGGUCAAGCGUGAUCACAAUGAAGAACAGAUCCUCGUAUCUUACUAUGUGCCAGAUAUGCAGAAGUGGAGAGAGUGGUAUUCUCAGCAAGAGGAGAAAGCACAGCGCCAAUCAUCCAACGGCCUUCUUCAACCCAGUGGCGUCCCACGACGCAGGACAUCUGCCAAAGAGACCCAUGGCGUAGCGGAACGCAUGAAGAUCUUCGAGCUCCUGACUUCUGACGCACGAGAGCUGCUGAAGAAGAAGGUGCCCACCUAUGCCGUACCUACGCUCUUCAUUCCGAUGCUUCGAUUACCACUCACACCGAAUGGAAAAGUCGACAAGCGCGCUCUGCCAUUCCCUGAGGCAGCUGAAUUGUUGAGUGCAUUGCCGAGGGCCGCAGACCUUGAAUCUCGCACAGAGACCGAGAAUGCUUUGGCUGAGAUUUGGGCUUCUCAUCUCAAGACACGAAACCACACAUCCGAAACACUACCGCGGGAUGCCAGCUUUUAUGACCUUGGCGGAGACAGUAUCAUGACCGUACAGAUCGUACCCAAGAUCAACCGCAAGUGGCAAGGCGCGAACAUCCCAAUGUCAGUCAUGGCAGGUGGACAGCCAACACUGAAGACCGUUGCAAAGUACAUUGAUCGGUCACUCGAUCCAGUCGGCCUCCGUCUUGAUGCUGCUGAUGAGGCUGAUGAGCAACAAACUGAGCACUACUCCAACGAUUUGCCCAAGCAGAUAGAGCUCCUGCCAAAGUCGUUCAACAGCGAGCUCACCCGCUCACUGGAUGUUGGAGUGAAUGUGCUCCUUACUGGCGCCACUGGAUUCUUGGGAGCGUACUUGCUGCACGAUCUCUUCCUGCGAUCUCCACCUAACCACGUCCUGGCCCAUGUCCGAGCACCAUCUGCUGCGGCUGGGUUGGAGAGGAUACGACAGACUUGUACUGCGUACGGCCUUUGGCAGGAAUGGUGGGCGACCGAAGGCAUUCUCGAAGUUGUGGUUGGGGAUCUUGAGAAACCACGUCUUGGGCUGAACGACGCCGACUACCAGAAAGUCGCCGACGACUACGACAUGAUCAUUCACAACGGCGCACGAGUUCAUUGGCUCAUGCCAUAUGAAAACUUGAAGGCAGCCAACGUCUCCAGUACCAUCGAAGCAAUCAAGCUCUGCGCGACUGGCAAGCCCAAACGCCUUUCGUUCAUCAGCUCUACCAGCGCACUCGACACCGAGCAUUACAUCCAGCAGUCAGAUGCAGGACAGCCUGUGUUUGAAUCUGACAAUCUCGAAGGCAGCCGACAAGGUCUUGGGACGGGAUAUGGCCAGACCAAGUGGGUCUCCGAGCAAGUCAUCCGAGCUGCAUGCAGUCGCGGUCUCAAUGCCACCAUCGUCCGCCCAGGAUACGUCUUGGGUGAUCCUGAAAACGGUGUCAGCAACACAGAUGACUUCCUUGUGCGUAUGCUCAAGGGUUGUGUACAGGUUGGAGCGAGUCCUGACGUGAAGAAUACGAUCAACAUGGUUCCCGUCACUCGAGUUGCCAGAGUAGUGACCGCUGUGUCAGUGUAUGGUGAGAGCAACACCGUCUCCCACGUCGAUGCCCGACCACGACUCACGUUCAACGAGUAUUUGGGCAUUCUGGAAGAAUACGGCUACGACGUUCCACUCGAACCAUACGAGACCUGGAAGCACAAAGUCGAGCAAUACGUCGAAGCUGGCAAAGACGAGCUCGCCCUCCUUGGUCUCUACCACAUGGUCACUGGUGACCUGCCAGCUGCUACAAAAGCACCCAAUCUGGAUAUUACCAACGCAGAGCGCGCCGUGCAAAUGGACAAGCAGCCAACCGCGAAGCCGGCCCCUUCGACUGUCACCAAGGAGGCAAUCGGGGCAUACCUGAAGUUCUUGAUUGAUAGAAGAUUUAUGCAGGAACCGAUUCAGCAAGGAACGCCACUACCUGCGAUCAGUCUCAGCAAAGAGCAAGUCGAGGCUCUGAACAAGGUCGGCGGUCGUGGCGGAAGCUCUUCAUAG
This is a messenger RNA of Zasmidium cellare ATCC 36951, 3573 nucleotides long. RefSeq lists its product as uncharacterized. Gene Ontology annotation, biological process: L-lysine biosynthetic process. Lineage: Eukaryota; Fungi; Ascomycota; Dothideomycetes; Mycosphaerellales; Mycosphaerellaceae. The record is from RefSeq and is a predicted model, not a curated record. Gene Ontology annotation, molecular function: L-aminoadipate-semialdehyde dehydrogenase [NAD(P)+] activity. Bases 1 to 3573 code for a protein of 1190 amino acids. The transcript has a single exon.